UCUUUCCCUCCUUUUGGUUCUGGAGACAAACUCUCCGGUCAUGAGACGCACUGUGAGCCUGCUGAUGAUGACGAUGGUCCUGCUGGACUUUACAAACUCAGAUGUCUGGAUGCUGCCGGCUCCCAGCAGAGUUUCCAUGGAGUCUGUUGACAUGAGACACGUACUGAGGUGGGGCCCUCUGGAGGCUCCCUGUGACACCGCAGCCCUCUACUCUGUUCAGUUCCAGGGUGAGUUUGAGCUGAUGUUGCUGAACGGCAGCUGGGUGGACGCUCAUGAGUGUCAGCUGAUUCCUCACACUCACUGCGACCUGACCUUAGACCUGGGCUCCGACUCCGACUACAACCUCCGCGUCAGAGCGCAGUGCGGCUCCCAGCUGUCGCUUUGGACCAAGCUCAGCCUGCCCUUCAACCGCAGAGACACGGUCUUGACGGCGCCGGAGAUGGCGGUGACGGUGGCAGGUGAUGCCCUUCAGGUGUCGUUCAACAAGCUUCCUCUCACUGCUGUUGUCAGUGUGACGGUGUGGAAGAGAGGCGACGAGCUGCAGGCCACUGUGCACACAAUGCCAGCUGAGCAGACGGUGCUGCUUGUCCCCGCCCUGCAGGAGGGAGCAGUGUACUGCGUCAGAGCUCACACCAUCCUGGACAAUCGGCUCCGCAGCAGCAGCACCGACCCCCAGUGUGUCUCCAUCACUGGUCCAGACGCUGCCUGGAAGAAGCCGACCACUGUGACUGUGACCGUCAUCAUCAUGGCCGGUCUCCUGUUCGCUGUCUUCUGGUCCGUCGUUCACUGUCGUCCAGACGUCUGUCAAACGUACAUCCGUAAAGAGCCACUGCCCCGCUCGCUGGAACCUGAUUGGGACACUAAAAUCGCGAUGAGCCCUGAGGAGGCGGAGCUUUGUGAGGAGGUCCAUGUGUGCGGGCCUGAAAAAUGAAGCCAAUGCGCAAGUGCCAAAAACUGCAGUUCUUUGAACGGCCACUUGAGGCUGACUCCAAGAGUGAGUCGAUCCCCACAGACCGCCAUCUUAAAACUUUACAGCAGAAGCAAACAUGUUUACAGACUGGUACAAGGUUUAGUCUCCAUGACAACCAUAUGAAG
Molecule: messenger RNA, 1095 nt
Organism: Epinephelus fuscoguttatus (brown-marbled grouper)
Lineage: Eukaryota; Metazoa; Chordata; Actinopteri; Perciformes; Serranidae
Gene: il20rb
Product: cytokine receptor family member B16
Exons: 7
Coding region: 41-931 (296 amino acids)
Molecular function (GO): interleukin-20 binding
Source: RefSeq, a predicted model, not a curated record